AUGCCCGACAAGCACCUUGAUAGUGUUGGUGACAAUAUGCGCGAGUUUCAGCAUUUACAAAUUCUCCAUGAUAAAGAAGUGGAAAGAAAAUUACACGAUAUACUCCCACAAAUGGAAUCCUGGUUGCUGGGUGCUAUUCCAUUGAACGAUAAUGAAACCGAACCGAAAGAUGCAGGUGUCGUAUUCCCCGACGUUGGAAAUCUUGACGCUGCGUUAGCUCCUAUCCGAAGACUCAUAUAUAAAGGUGCAGCUGAGUAUGCGCUUCUUCGCACCGUAACGACCACGAACACACCAUUAAACCUGUCCCACGCUGUUUACACCGUUCUUCGUGCCGACGGAACACCGAAAAUUGGAGGCGUACCACUUAGACUCACAGAAUCAAUUUGGAUCGACCGGCCAGUCACUGUCGAUGCUGGGUUCAUCUUCAUGAUUUGCAAGCCGGCUGAAAUCCUCGUGGGAAGAGACAUUUACACUUGAGCCGUACGACGUUUGAACUGCCGUACUUAAUUCCGAAGCACCUUGUCCGAUUUCGGGCAUGUCACCAAGGGGGAAACGAUCGAUAAGGGUUGGAGCAUAAUAGGGGAAACAAUCUGGGGUUUUUGCUUCAGAGUCAAAUAAAGUAUCCUGAGGCAGCACAAUAUCAGAAUCCAACACCACUUUGAAUUUUGUUAGU
This is a messenger RNA of Talaromyces stipitatus ATCC 10500, 673 nucleotides long. RefSeq lists its product as uncharacterized. Lineage: Eukaryota; Fungi; Ascomycota; Eurotiomycetes; Eurotiales; Trichocomaceae. The record is from RefSeq and is a predicted model, not a curated record. The transcript is spliced from 2 exons. The coding region runs from base 1 to 477 and encodes 158 amino acids.